AUGACUACAGCUCCCGGAGCUCACCAUUCUCUCCGCCGAGGCGCCGCUGUAUGGGCCGAUGGGCUCGGCUGCCUCGGCCGCGGGCGCGCCACAACGGGCAAUGUAGCUUUCGGGUCGAACAGACGGCAUGCGUCCUCAUCACAGGGGACAAGGCCACGGACAGCGCUCUUUUUCCCAGGCCAAGGAGUGCAAAAGGUCGGCAUGAUAACACCAUGGCUCGAGGCCUUUCCGCGAACUGCGAAACCUAUUAUUGAGGAAAUCGACCACUACAUGGGCUUCAAGCUCUCCGACGUCAUCGCCGACGGGCCCAGUAAGCUACUGACGAGGACGCCAAACGCGCAGCCGGCCAUCAUGGCGACCUCGAUUCUGAUCCUCCGCAUCCUCGAGCGCGAAUUCGACUUCGACGUGUCGCGGCGCGUUGACGUGACGCUGGGCCACUCUCUAGGGGAGUUCGCCGCGCUGGUGGCGGGCGGGUACGUCGAGUUCGAGGACAGCCUGUACCUCGUCCGGAAGCGGGCCGAGGCCAUGGCGGAGGCGACGCGGCGGGCCGUGGAGGAGUACGGCGGCGAGUACGGCAUGGUGGCCAUCGUCACGGAACCCGAGUAUUUAGGUCCGCUGAUCGCGGCGAUACACGAUUUCGUGGGCCACUCCAGCGCCGGGUCAAAGGGAGAGAGCUCCGAGGACGUGCCGCCGAUCGAGCAGGUGCUCAUCGCCAACGUCAAUAGCAAGAACCAGAUUGUGCUGAGCGGCAAUAUCGAGCGGAUCAAGACGCUGUCGACGCACGUCAGGCAGUUUUUGGGACACGACCCGCGCGCGGUGAGGUUGAAUAGCGACAGCCCAUUUCACAGUCCGCUCAUGAAGCCCGCCGUCGGGGUGAUGCAGAAGAUAUUGUCGAAAAAGAGCCGCGUCAAGGGGCGCGAGGGGGAGGAUAUCAUCACGUUCCCUGGCAGGUUGCCUUGCAUAAGCAACGUGAGCGCGCGGCCUUUCGAGAGCAGGGAGGACGUCAAGGACCUGCUCGCGCGGCAGUGUCUGGAGACGGUGCGGUGGUGGGACAGCAUCAAAUACCUCGACCAGGAGGAGAAGGUGAGGCGCUGGAUCGGCAUCGGGCCGGGCAAGGUCGGCCGUAAUCUCGUCGGCAAAGAGGUCGGUAUGAGGGGCAAGGACUCGGUCAAGGGCGGCGGCGUAUGGGCGAUCACAGACCCAAGCGAGAUUGAGGAGAUGCUAAGAGGGUUGGAGGACACGGAGAAGGUGUCGGAUGAGGAGAUUGAUUGA
Messenger RNA from Colletotrichum orchidophilum, 1272 nucleotides. RefSeq names its product malonyl CoA-acyl carrier protein transacylase. The transcript has 2 exons. The coding region runs from base 1 to 1272 and encodes 423 amino acids. Gene Ontology annotation, cellular component: mitochondrion. Gene Ontology annotation, biological process: fatty acid biosynthetic process. The record is from RefSeq and is a predicted model, not a curated record. Gene Ontology annotation, molecular function: [acyl-carrier-protein] S-malonyltransferase activity. Lineage: Eukaryota; Fungi; Ascomycota; Sordariomycetes; Glomerellales; Glomerellaceae.